Messenger RNA from Neocloeon triangulifer, 825 nucleotides. It is a transcript of the gene Blos3, whose product is annotated as biogenesis of lysosome-related organelles complex 1 subunit 3. The transcript is spliced from 4 exons. Bases 204 to 746 code for a protein of 180 amino acids. Gene Ontology annotation, cellular component: BLOC-1 complex. NCBI's taxonomy places the organism in Eukaryota, Metazoa, Arthropoda, Insecta, Ephemeroptera, Baetidae. The record is from RefSeq and is a predicted model, not a curated record.
UAAAUUUACUGUUCAUCUGAUACGUCUAUUGCACUGCCUGACGACCGCCCAGCCCCCUUUCGUUCUGCAGUAGCCAUCUGUUUUCUUUUGUCUGACAUUGCUUGUGACUUGGCUGUCAAUCGGUCAUUUAUUCCCCUCUCCGACAGCUUGAAGACUAACUAAUUGGUGCUGUGAUAAACUGUGAUAAAGGCUAGAACCUGAAAAUGAGUUUAACUGUUGGCGAGGCGCCUGAAACGGAGAGCGAGGAGGAAAUUGACACCGAAUGUCCCCAAAAAGAAAAGGUCAAGACAAAAACUGCGGACGAAUUGAAUUUGCGAAACAUAACGCCUGCAAGUCCUGCAGCUUCAGGCAGAAUAGUAGCUGGCGAAGCACCCGAGUCAGAUGAUGAGAUUGAAGAGAUGGGCAGUCCAUGUAGCACUCCAGUUUCCCAGCAGAAGUUGGAUGGGACUGCCACAGUUGGUCCCAAAGAAGAGGUCAAAUACAAGAGUUUGCUACAUAAAAAACUUCGUUCAACAAAUGUCCAUUUACGGAGAGGAGUCAACGACAUAGUGCACUACAACAUAAACCAGGCAGCCAGGGACUUGAACUUUGCUGACCAGCAGCUGCUGAAGUCGCAAGGCGUUUUACAAGACACUUCAUCGCAGUUACGUCUAUUGGGGGCAAACUUGACUCAGCUGAACGAGAUGCUCCAAAUUAUUACUUCGCCUUUUUUGCCAAAUAUACAGAUUCCUGAGGAGAAUAUGUAGGCUGAUAUUAUGAAGUCUCAUUUUUUUUAUUAAUUAAUUUAAUACUUUAAAGAAAAAAAUAAAAUAGCCUAUUGACGAA